Molecule: messenger RNA, 189 nt
Organism: Racocetra fulgida
Lineage: Eukaryota; Fungi; Glomeromycota; Glomeromycetes; Diversisporales; Gigasporaceae
Source: the annotation of a GenBank genome assembly
AUGAGAUUAUUUGCACUUGCUUACUUGUAUAUUGAAGGAACUAAAAAGAAUAAUGGUGCUUAUACAAGUAUUUUAACUUUGUUCUUUGAAUCCUUAUUUAAUUUAGGAUUAAAUAAUAUCAAUUUUUUUCUGACCGAUAAAGAUUUCGCCCAGAUUUCAGCGGUAUCAAAAGUUUGGCCAAACUCUUAG